AUGUGUUUACUUCACUUAGCACGGUUUUCUAUGUUACUAAAUGAAAAGAAUGUGACAUUGUUUUCUCUUUUGCCCGUAUCUGAUUCUUCACUUUUAAUAUGUCGUUCUCUCUCUCUCUCUCUCUUUCUCUCUCUCUCUCUCUCUCUCUCUCUCAUGCUUAUUUAUAAAGAUAACAACACGAGUUUAAUGUUUCAAAAUUUAUAUCUCUAUCUAUCUAUCUAUCUAUCUAUCUAUCUAUCUAUUAGUUUGUUCAUUAUCUAUCUAUCUAUCUAUCUAUUAGUUUGUUCAUUAUCUAUCUAUCUAUCUAUCUAUCAGUUUGUUCAUUAUCUAUCUAUCUAUCUAUCAGCCUGUUCAUUAUCUAUCUAUCUAUCUAUCUAUCUAUCAGCCUGUUCAUUAUCUAUCUAUCUAUCUAUCUAUCUAUCUAUCUAUCUAUCUCUAUAUAUAAUGAAAGGAAAGGAAGAGAGCCUAACAGAUAUUCUCUUUCUCUCUCUGUUUAUCGCUCUCUCUUUCUGUUGUUCUCUCUCUCUCUCUCUCUCCCUCUCUCUCUCUCUCUCGACAGAGUUUCUGUCAUUUGUUGCUGAUAAUCUAUCUCUCAACCUACCUAUCUCUGUUUCUCUCCCUCUAUCUACGUAUCUAACUGUUUCUCUCUCUCUAUCUCUAUUGAUCUAUAUCACCUAUCUAUCUCUGUCUAUCUCUCUAACAAUCUAUCUCUCUCUACCUAUCUCUGUUUCUCUCUCUAUCUGUCUAUCUAUAUAUUUGAUCUUUAUCUCUCUCUCUUUCUCUCUCUCUUUCUCUCUUUCUUUCUCUUUCUCUCUUUCUUUCUUUCUUUCUCUCUUUCUUUCUCUCACUCUUUCUCUCUUUCUUUCUCUCACUCUUUCUCUCUUUCUUUCUCUCACUCUUUCUCUCUUUCUUUCUCUCACUCUUUCUCUCUCUCUCACUCUUUCUCUCUCUCACUCUUUCUCUCUCUCUCACGCUUUCUCUCUCUCUCUCUCUUCUCAGCUAAUUAGCGACACUUUUGGCUUUCUUAUUCUCACCUUUACCUUAUUCUCAGCUGCUAUGUUUUUUUGUUUUUUUUUGGCCUCUUCCUCUUCCACCUCCUUCUCUCUUGGAUUCUUCUUUUUCUUCUUCUUCCACAUCCUUCUCUCAGCUGCUACUUCUUUUUCGUCAUCUUUUUCUCCUACCUCUUCCUCUCUUGACUUCCUCCUCCUUCUUUUGUGCGAUCAUCUUCUCUUUCCUCCUUCUCUCACCUCUUACUCUCUUGACUAUUACUUCUCCACCUCCUCCUCUUUUGACUACCUUUUCUUAUUCUUCACUUUCUAUGGCAUCUUCUUCUCUCAACACCUCCUCCUCUUUAGGCUUUUUCUUUUUCUUCUUCAUUUCUUCCCAUCUCCUAUUUUUUCAUCAUCUCUUACCUCUUCGUUUUCUCACCUCCUCAUCACUUUUUUUUCUCUCACCCCCUCCUUUGUUGACUUCCUUUUUUUUCUUCUUCUCUUCUUUUUAACGACUUCUUCUCACAACUCUUCCUCUUUUGGGUUCUCCUUCUCCCAUGUCUUCAUCUCUUUGUUUCUUCUUCCAUCUUCCCCCUCAUGUGCUUCUUCUUCAACCACUUCCAUGUCUGUUAUGGCUUCUCCUUGCCUUUUGUCUCCUUCCUACUCCUGCAGUUGGCCCUUGUGUCUUCUUUGUCUUUUCUUCAUUAUUUCUCCUUGUUCCCUUGACUCACCAUGUUCUCAAAAUGUUCCGGAAGAAUGCAGGUAA
Acanthosepion pharaonis is the source of this 1755-nucleotide messenger RNA. Lineage: Eukaryota; Metazoa; Mollusca; Cephalopoda; Sepiida; Sepiidae. The record is from the annotation of a GenBank genome assembly.